Messenger RNA from Penaeus chinensis, 3689 nucleotides. Its product is annotated as integrin alpha pat-2-like. The coding region runs from base 490 to 3498 and encodes 1002 amino acids. Gene Ontology annotation, molecular function: integrin binding. The transcript has 27 exons. Gene Ontology annotation, biological process: cell-matrix adhesion; integrin-mediated signaling pathway; cell-cell adhesion. Gene Ontology annotation, cellular component: integrin complex; external side of plasma membrane. The record is from RefSeq and is a predicted model, not a curated record. Lineage: Eukaryota; Metazoa; Arthropoda; Malacostraca; Decapoda; Penaeidae.
UGAGAGAGAAGACGAGAGAGAGAGAAGCAGGAAAACGCGUCAGUCUAAGCAGUGGCAGUGGUGAGUUCGGUCGAGGAGUAAAAGGCAGUCUUGGGCUCACUGUUUAUGCAGAGCUAAGGGUGACAAUGACCUGGCUGAGACGCUGUGCGGAGACUGCGAUGGUGACGAUGGUGAUACUGAUAGUGACGACAGAGAAGCGGAUUCACGCAUUCAACUUGAACACCACUAUGGCUCGUGUUGGAACCGGUCCUCGUGACUCCGACUUCGGCUUCAGCGUUGCCCUCUGGUCUGAUUUAAAAGGGGAAAAGAGUCUGGUCGUUGGAGCCCCAAAGGGAGGGAACGCGACCAUUAGCAAAGGGAAGCCACCCAUGGGGAACAUCUUUAUAUGUGACUUUCAAGAGAUGUCCUGUGAACCUGACCCUCGCCUUCCCUCAGGUAUCGGACAGCGACAAGAGUAAACCUGCCUUGGACCUCCCCCGUCCUCUCCCCAUGGCUUUUGGACAAACUUUAAGUACCCUGAACAGAAAUUUCUCGCAUCUAGCUGCUUGUGCACCAAACUACCCGAGGCUUGAGAACGGAUACCAGACGCGUGGGGCUUGCUUUGUGCUGGAGCAUCGUGAGGCGCCGCCCAAGAAGAUUAUAAUGUUCAAUGCAACAGCCGGGAAAGACCACACAUAUCAAAACGCCAUGGCUGGUUUCAGCGCUCAGCUGUUUUCAAAGGGCAGUGUUCAUAUUGUGACAGGUGGACCGACCGCAUAUUACCUCGAAGGUGUGGUGAACGUCAAGGGCCUCUCGAGCGCCGGCGUGGGUUCUGUCAACCGCUUCAGAAAUUCGACUUUCGACAAGUUCUCCGACGGCACUUACCAGCUCGGAGGGACGUACGAAGGCUGGCAGGUGGCGGCAGACAAGUUCGACGGAGAGCAGGUGUUCAUCGCGGCGUCGGUGGUCAAUUUCGGGAAAUAUACCGGGAUGGUGAAAUUCUACCCGACCUCGCUCAAGCCCGUCCUGAAGACCCUGGAAGGCCGCGAGACCGGAGCCAAGUUCGGGUACAGCCUGGCGUCGGGAGAUUUCGACGGAGACGGCGUGUCGGAUCUCGCUGUCGGGUCGCCGCUCUGUCAGGGGGAAAAGGAGGCGCCCGAUGCAGGAGGCGUGUCCGUGUUUUACUCGCCGCUGAAGAAGAGCGCGUCGCAGAAACGGCAGGAGGUCAAAGGUCAGAUUGCAUGGGCGAGAUUCGGCUUGGCUCUGACCUCGCUCGGAGACGUCAACGCCGAUGGAUACGAUGACCUAGCUGUCGGGGCCCCUUACGAGGAAGGUGGAGGUGCUGUGUAUAUCUUCAACGGCGGUUCAAGCGGCCUUCGCCCUCAGCCGUCUCAGGCACUCCGCGCGUCCGAUUUCGCAGGUAGCUUGAGAGGCUUUGGCUUCAGCUUAGACGGCGGCAUAGACAUGGACGAAAACGGCUAUACGGACGUGGCGAUUGGCGCUCUGGGGGCCGAGUCAGCUCUGCUUGUCAGAUCCGCCCCGGUUGUCACCCUCGUCGGCAACUUCAGCUUCGAGUCGGACUCCAUCUUCAUCGAGGACAAGGAAUGCAUGAACGAAGAGGCAGGCUACAAGACGAAGAGGGGCAUGUGCGUCAGGCUCAACGUCCGCAUGGGUUAUAAGGCCAAGGCGUCGCUGGGGAAUCUCGCCAUGUUCUUCCGCCUCACUCUGGACGGCCAAGACAGCGCUAAACAACACGUGUUUAAGAGUAAUAAUGCGCACAGCUUUGAACGCACAGCGGAUGUUCCGUAUGGGGGGAAGUAUUCAGCUUUUGGUGUCGAGGUUUUUUCAAAAUCCAACCAAUCUGUCGCCAACCAGGCACUCCGCGCUUCAUUAUCGGUGUAUCUUCUUCCUCCAAGUGAGUCAGAAGGGCGUGAGGACGUGGUGCCGCCUAUUCUGGAUGCCCUGAGCCCCACCAACUUCAGUGCCUCCGUCGUGUUCACCUGCAGGAACGAUGCAACGUGUUUUUCCAAGCCUAAGUUGACUCUUGGGGGAAGGGCGGAAACCCUCAUAGUCGGCAAAGACAAAUUGGACGUGGAUAUCCAGCUGAGGGUGAGGAACCAGUCAGCCCACGCGGUCGAGAUCCACAUCCAACACCCGACGCCCUUGAAGUACCUGUCGGCGAAGGGGCAAGGGGUUCGGCCCCCGGACUGCCGGUACCAACAUUUGAUCGGCGUCCUUAAUCCAACGUCGCUCCUGUGUACGUUCAGGUUCAUCGAGGUGGAUGAUGAGGUGAACUUCACACUGGUCUUCACUCACGACCCCGAGUCCCUGAUGAACUUACUCGAACACUCGACCUUAAGCGUGCAUUUGACAGCCACGAGCGACGGGGUUGACAGCACCAACAGCUUGAACAACGGCUACAGCAUCGCGAUUCCUACGGCGCUGGAAUCCGUGCUCUACACUGCAAGCGCCUCACAGGUAGACUCGAUAUCCGUCAAAGUCAACCUGUCCACGACCAUGAACGAGAUCGAGGAAGCGAGGGCCAACGACAUCCCGGUGUCCGUCGACCGCCUCGGGCCCCAAAUACAGCACGAGUUCUUCCUGGAAAACCGGGGCCCCUCGCCGGUCAAGGACACGAAGCUGGAACUGUUGCUGCCGAUUUUCGCCAGCGGAAGACAAGUCACUUACCUGUACCGACAACCCAUUACUUCGGGACCCGUCAGGUGCUCAAGGCUGUCGAUAAAUCCACUGUCACUGGAGCCCCCAGGUCACGGAAACUACCUCCCUACACCCCCCCAUUCCGCGCUGACCCAGGGAGAAGAAACCGCCUUUGUUGAACUGCAGCCGGAAGAGGUUCAAAGUCGUCGCAAGAGGACAGCCGAAGAACCUACCACCCAGUACCUCUACUCCGACUACUAUACAGACUACCAGGACUACUACUACUACAACUACAACUAUUACGGCAACGCACCGCUCUCUGAGGGACAGGACACGCCGGCGACCAUCCCAGAGAAUGACGUGACUAAACCACAAAGCCAGGAUGAUUCGCUGCACAAACUGAUAUUCUGCGAUGAACCGAGAUGCAGAAUCACAUGUGACAUACCCCUUCUCCUGGCCGAAGAGAAAGUCAGAAUUAUCAUACCAAGUUAUAUAGCCAUAAGAGAACUCGACCAGCUUGGCUAUCGCAAGUUCAGGCUGCUGUCCGCUGCGCGUGUGAAUGUCACCCAGGAGAACCACACGCUGAUUAAUCCCAUUGCUGCUGCAGAGACGUUGGUGGCUCUCAUCAGCCCUCAGAGCGUGGGCUUCGACUCCAUUCCGCUGUGGAUUCUCCUCCUGGCGGUCCUCUUCGCCCUCGCCAUCAUCCUACUCAUCAUCGCCGGGCUGUGGAAGGCUGGCUUCUUCAAGAGGAACCGCCCACCUACAGGAGACAAGAGAGAAAGUCUCAUACAUCAGGAAUUCACCAUCUGUAGACCUGACACAGACCUCGACGAGUUGCAGCCUCCACAGAACUCGAUAUAGGCAGUUCCAGGACGCUCAUUGCAGACUGUUGCAAGAUAUGACUGUGCGGAGAGGGAAAGGAGGCAGAAAGAGGGAGUGGAUUAGAGCACCCAGGCUCGCAGGAGAAAAUGUGGAAGGGAGUGGGUGAGAGAAAUGUUAAGAUGAGGUUGAGGAUGAGGAUGAGGAUGAAGGAGGAGGAGGAGGAGGAGGAG